Messenger RNA from Nasonia vitripennis (jewel wasp), 2193 nucleotides. RefSeq names its product 60S ribosome subunit biogenesis protein NIP7 homolog. Gene Ontology annotation, biological process: ribosomal large subunit biogenesis; ribosome assembly. Gene Ontology annotation, cellular component: preribosome, large subunit precursor; nucleolus; nucleus. The record is from RefSeq and is a predicted model, not a curated record. The transcript is spliced from 5 exons. Bases 1208 to 1750 code for a protein of 180 amino acids. Gene Ontology annotation, molecular function: RNA binding. Lineage: Eukaryota; Metazoa; Arthropoda; Insecta; Hymenoptera; Pteromalidae.
AAUAUAAGUACGUGCGGCGGCUAUACACAAAGAAAAGAAUCGAUUUUGCAAUUGUCGCUCGUAAAGUAGGUGUAUAAGGUAUAUUAAAAAACAGACACAAUAACAGACAAAGGCUCGCCUUAAGGCGCGCGAGCGGUAAGGAAAAAAUGUGUAUCGACGUAACGAAGGUGGGAAGUAAGUACGGCUACUACUCGUGAACUAAUGCCAGGCAAAACGAGGAAUAAGAUCUAGUUUCCGAAAUGCAUGCUCGUCGACUCGAUAUAACUGACUUUUUAUCUUUAUCAAUACAUUAACAACAGCAAGCUACAGAAAAGAGCAAGAUAAAAGCAAUAAUUGACGGCUUUGAAUUAAGCGUGAUAUGAUACUACAGGUACACAUUACCUGCAUUGGGUACCGUAAGCACUGUGCAAGUAUAUCCUCGAGAAGCAACAGCAGCGCGGACAAUCAACAGGUGAGCGCGAGUGAGAGGCUGCUUCGCGACUGCCGAGGGAACUGGUGGCCGCGCGCCAGAUCCGCUGGCAAUUUACAAUCGAUUUUUGGACGAGGAUGCAGAGAGUCUAGAAUAUAUACGGGGGAAUGGAAGCUGAUGGAAGUCAGCAGCUGUUGCGUAUGUGCGGGUGGAGCGCGCAGAUAGAGGGAGCGUGCGCUAAUGUUUCAUUUCGUAUUCUGCGGCACGCAUAUGAUGUAUCUAUAGGUAUACACUGCCUAUAGUUAUGUAUGUACGUGCGACCAAUCGAAAAUAAAGUACGAACCAGGAAGGCGUGAACAAUACGAAGGCGCUUUACGCAGCCGCGGAGACUCCGAUUCUUUUAUUAUCGAGUUACUCGGCAUUAUUUCAUCAACACCGCCGGCUCGACUCCUCAGAAUUUCAUAGGAAUGUGCAAUAAGCCAACUGCGUCUUAGCCACCGCCGAUUCCUCGCCUAUAUACACGGCACUCGUGGAAAAUAUGCGAGGACAGGAAUUGUACCAAAAAUUCAGUGAUAUAGCUAUAGCGUUUGUAUAGAGCUGCGGGGGACGGAUAAUAAAAGAGGGCGCGUCGCUCGCACAACAUCAUCGGGUGUGUUACUGCAGUGUUCCCCGAACUUCAAAUCGGCUUGAGAUUUCUCACGUGUCUAUUCUCAGCAAUUUGACUUUGCGGCUUUUUUUAUUGUUUUUCUCGCGGCUUGUGCAACUGCGUCGUUGCGUGAUCGCGAUAAGCAGUACAAUAUGAAGCGUCUGUCCGAAGAAAGGACGAAGCUUGUGUUCGAGAAGCUGGCCAACUACAUUGGGGACAAUGUCAAAUUUCUCAUUGACAGACCGGACGGUACAUACUGCUUUCGAGAGAAGAAAGACCGAGUGUACUAUGUGUCAGAGAAAAUUUUGGCUUUAGCGAACACAGUUGCACCGGAAAAUUUGAUGAGCGUUGGUUCGUGUAUCGGUAAAUUUACGAAAACAGGAAAGUUCAGGUUACACAUAACUGCUCUACACUAUUUGGCACCUUAUGCGCAGCACAAAAUAUGGGUCAAAUCUUCUGCUGAACAGCAAUUUUUAUACGGUAACCACGUCAACAAAGCUGGCUUAGGAAGGAUAACGGAAAACACAACAAAGUACCAAGGAGUUGUGGUGUAUUCUAUGAAUGAUCUGCCUCUGGGCUUUGGUGUUGCUGCAAAAGGUACAGCAGAAUGUAAACUAGCAGAUCCAAUGGCAGUAAUCGCUUUCCAUCAAGCAGAUAUUGGAGAAUACAUUCGAAGUGAAGACACUUUACUUUAGGAAUUAACAUUAGAAAGAAGAAAAUAAAAACAUUCAUUACCAGGAAAAUAAUGGCAAUUUGAUGCCAAGUGAGCCAAACACCCAAGCAAUAAGUGAUUAAAAUACCCAGUGAAACAAAAAUUGAGUUGAAACAUAAUAACAUAGGCCUAAUUUGGGGGUGUGUAAUUUCUGAUAUGUACACAAGACCAACAGUUGAUAGACCACCUGAAAAGCCAGCUAUCAUUCUGGCUAUGUAAAUUAAGCUCAAGGAAUUGGCUAGUGCCAAUAAAAUCCAUGAUAUUAUGCUAGGUAUACAUGAUGCCAUGCAAAUUUUUUUGCGACCAUAGUUAUCCAUUAAUGGCCCCACAAUAAAGGAUCCAAUGGGUAAUGAUAAUGUAACUAAACUUGCUGUUUAAAAAAAUGAUGUCAAAUAAUUCAAUAAAAUGUUAAUUCAAAUGAAAAAA